CAAUGCAUUGCCUAGUAACCUAAACCCAAUAGCUUAUAUAAUGUAGUAGGGGGGGAAAAAAAUCAUCUGAAGUUUGCAACUUGUCUUGUUAUGAGAGCAACGUGUUUUACGUCACUUUAAAGUGAUAUAACAAAAGCAAACAUCAUCAUCAUCAUCAUCAUAACGAGACAACAGAUCAAUAAACCGAACGUGAAAAUAGUUCAGGGAUUAUUUUUGCGCAACUCGAAAUGGCCAAAAAAAAAAAAAUGCAUCCAUGUCUAGAGUUCUAACUGGAGAUUUCGACAUGUAGAGAUGUACAGUUCUAACCGCGACUCGAUGACACCGCUGAUCUCUACGCUCGUUUGGCCGCGGUGUGACGCGUGAGCUCGCGCGCAGAGGCAACGCUUAUAGAUAUGACGAGGCAGAAGAAGUCGCGCGCGGGUCCUCGUACUGAUUUUCGGGCUGUCUGGUUAAACGCGUUUGGAGUAUAAAGAACUGCGUCACUGUCCUGAUUGUGCUGGAUGGACGAAGAUCUGAGCGCUGCGCUCGGACCGAACUGCGCGAUAAACGUUUGAGGAAAAGUUUGUAGUUUUUAGUUUCUAGAAAUAAUCUCCAGUUGAUAUAUCAGUUAAUAAAUAACGGAGUGGCGAGAUUAUUACUGUGUGCGUGCGCGCGUGAGAGAGAGAGAGAAAGUUCUGCUGUGUUUGUAUGUGUGUGUGUGUGUGUGUGUGUGUGUGUUGUUCAGUCCAAUUGUCGUAUGCAAAAAUAAUAAUAAUAAUAAUACAAAUAAUUUUUUCAAUAAAAAAGUCGCGUACCCCCCCCCCCCCCCCCCACCGAGCUGUGUGUACUAUAGAGUUUUAAAAGCGCGUGCUUGUGUGCAUGCAGAGACUUUUCAGAAAAUGUUUUGGUUUUUUUUUUCUCCUAUGGCUUUGGACGGCACUUUUUUUUCUUCUUCUUCUUCUUCUUCUUCAUGCAGCAGCUGUUUUAAACCCAUGUGGAUAGACUGAGCUCAUGCACGCCACUGUUGCGCAAAAAGAAAAAGAAAAACGUGGGUUGUGUUUUUAUUUUUUUGUAAAAUUUUUUUUUUUUUUUUUUUUUUGCGCGCGCGCGCUCGUGCGUUUUGUUGCGCUCACGAUGAACGGCGUUAGAGUCUCGGAUAGAAGUCUGAUCGCGCUUUAAAAGCUUAUUUGUGUCUAGAUCGAGCAUGAAGUCUUCAGUCGUGCCUUUGUUUGGAGCAGUGGUGGAGUUAAAUUGUUUAUCAAAUGAUCCAGGCAUGGAGUCCAAAAGAUACCAAAGUAUUUACAAAGGUACAGACAGAGACAACAGAUGGGCCCAGAUGCCAGGAUCUAUGGAGCAGUGCUGCACGACAGAGGAGGAGAGAGCGCUGAUGAACAGUGAUGUCCUGAUGGACAUUGUAAAUGCGAGUAGUGCAUCCAGUGUCCCGGCACCAAAGUGCGAGGAAAGUGGAGGAAAGAAGGCUGAGAUGCCAAUGCCCCAGCUCACUCCUGAUCAGCAGCUCCGCUUCGCUGCAUAUAACAGCUCCCUCCACGGCCGCAAGCCAGAAGACUCUAAAGAGCUCUCCAAAACUGUUGCUGAGUCUAUGGGAUUGUAUAUGAAUGCUGCCAGGGAGGCUGAGUUUGCCUUUGGCCAGCAGGGACCACCUGCCAGAUGCCAGGGCAGCCCCAUAAAACUGUACCAUUUGUGUGGCAGAGGGAUUGAGGUCAAUCAGUCAGGGACUACUAGGAGCCCCAACACGAAAGCUCCUCCAACAUCAUUCCCACCCAUGUCCCAGUUACCAAAUGGUAGUCUUGGUGAGUGUGGUGUAGGCGCUGUGCAAACACCUUCCGCCUUGGCCACAGUUCUGUCUAGCCCUGCUGAAGACUCCAGCAGCAUUUCCAGCCCAAGUGGAAACAACAUUGUGACUUCUACCACCAGUCCCACCUACUUUGGCACUAGCCACCCUUCCCUAGGCAGUCCAUCCAGUCUGGGUCCAGUUGGUUCAAGCCUGGUACCGACUCACCGUGUCAUCUCAAGCACUUGUAGCCCAGCAGAGUCCAGCACUAUGGGUACUCCACCACUAGCAAGUCCCUUUAACGUCAAGUCACCCAUCUCAAGCCCCCAGAGCAUGGGAAGCGUGAGGACACCGCCGUCCUGCAGCACCAACAUGAGGUCAUCUGUGUCCAGUCCAACAGGAAGCGGUGGCAACUUGAGGCCUUCUGGGUCUAGUCCACCCACAAUUGGUUCCAUGGCCAUGUCCAGUCCCAGGAACCCCUCCAGGACCUUUUCUGUGUCAAGCCCUCCCAGCAGCCUCGGCUUGGUUCAGAAUGACAUGCACAGCCCCGAUGGCCAAGAGCAUGACUUUAAAGGCUUCAAGUUCCCCAAAGUAGAAAACUUGGAUGGUGAAAUAUUCAAUGUUGGCCUGGACUCCAUGGGGAUGGUCAAGUACAUCAAAAAUGAGCCAGACACUGAUUACAGGAGUAUGUGUCUGGGUAACAGCAAUGACAAUGUGCAACCUUCCCCAUUUCCAUCUCAUAUUAAGACUGAGCCCAACAGGGAAGCGACUUGCACGAAUGCACACUAUGGGGAACCACAGCAGCCCAUGGGACUCUUCCCAGCUUCAGAGACGACAUACUUAUCCUUGAGGGAUAAUAUUGAUGAAUACAGUCUCUCUGGGAUCCUGGGACCUCCCAUUUCUUCUUUUAAUGGCAACUAUGAGUUUGGUGUGUUUCCAAACAAUGACAUGCCCAAGGGGAUUAAACAGGAGACCAAUGACGGCAGCUAUUACCAAGAGAAUAAUAAUGUGCCCACAUCAGCUAUUGUUGGUGUUAAUUCAGGUGGACAUUCAUUUCAUUACCAGAUCGGAGCGCAAGGAACAAUGUCGUUUUCGCGGCAUGACAUGCGGGACCAGACAAACUCCUUGUUGAAUCUAAUUUCUCCAGUUACAGCACUAAUGGAGACAUGGAAAACACGCCCAGGCCUGUCUCAGGCUCAACUGUCUGCCUGCGGGGAGGGCUACCCAGCCCCAGGCUGCAUCUCUGACACCAUGACAAGCGCUCCUCUGAGACACUCAUCCUCGACGGCUAAAGUGUGUUUGGUGUGCGGGGACGAGGCGUCCGGGUGCCACUACGGCGUCGUCACCUGCGGGAGCUGCAAAGUCUUCUUCAAGAGAGCUGUGGAAGGUCAGCACAACUACCUGUGCGCUGGAAGGAACGACUGCAUCAUCGACAAAAUCCGACGGAAGAACUGUCCGGCUUGCCGAGUACGAAAGUGUCUGCAGGCAGGGAUGAAUCUCGGAGCACGGAAGUCGAAGAAGCUGGGCAAGCUGAAGAGCGUGAGCGAGGACUCAUCUCUUCAGAACUCGGAGAAGGAGCUGAGCUCGAACAUGGCUCUGGUUCCUCACGGUGCCUCCGUGGCCCCCUUCCUCUCGCCGUCUGUGUGCAGCGUGCUGGAGCUCAUCGAGCCUGAGGUGGUGUUUGCAGGUUAUGAUAACACUCAGCCUGACACCACCGAUCACCUUCUCACCAGCCUCAACAAACUUGCUGGAAAGCAGAUGGUGCGUGUUGUGAAGUGGGCCAAAGUACUUCCAGGUUUCCGAACGUUGCCCAUCGAGGACCAGAUCACGCUGAUCCAGUACUCGUGGAUGUGUCUGUCCUCGUUCUCGCUCAGCUGGAGAUCCUACAAACACACCAAUGCCCAGAUGCUCUACUUCGCCCCGGACCUCGUCUUCAACGAGGAACGCAUGCACCAGUCGGCCAUGUACGAUCUGUGUGUGAGCAUGAAGCAGGUCAGUCAGGAAUUUGUCCGUCUCCAGCUCACCUACGAGGAGUUUCUGGCCAUGAAAGUCCUGCUGCUUCUCAGCACGGUGCCCAAGGAUGGUCUGAAGAACCAGGCUGCGUUUGAGGAGAUGAGGGUGAACUACAUCAAGGAGCUUCGGCGUUCCGUUGGCAAAGCAACAAACAACUCGGGACAGACGUGGCAGCGCUUCUUCCAGCUCACCAAGCUACUGGAUGUCAUGCAUGAUCUGGUGGGAAACUUGCUGGACUUCUGCUUCUACACCUUCCGCGAGUCUCAGGCUCUGAAGGUGGAGUUUCCCGAGAUGCUGGUGGAGAUCAUCAGUGACCAGAUACCAAAGGUGGAGUCGGGCCUCACACACAUCCUUUACUUUCACAAGAAGUGACUGGAGAUGACGAAAAACGAAACAAAACACCACCAAGCGAUGAAGAGACGAAGGAACGAAUGAGAAGCAGAAGAGAGGACAGCAAAACUCUCAGAAAGAAAGGGAGAAAGAAAGAGAAGGCCACGUAGGCCAGACCAGCUUGCUAUGCACAACGUCAGGCACUAGCGGAGGCUCAGAUGUACGUACGCCAACCUAAAUCCCCCGUGCAGGGACAGACGGAGAGAGAGUCGAGUUGUCUGUAGCCAGCCAGUGAACUUUAGAGUUCAUUUCUCCUUGUCCCCCAAAGACAAUGCUGACUAUCUAUGGAUAUGAAGCCAUAUGUUUCUUUGGUAAAGCUGUAGUGCACAGGUACAAGUGUAUAAAUAAUACUAAAACACAGAUGUAUACGGAGACACGGUAACGUCCUCGCCUCUACACUCUACAUACAACCUGCAAUGAAAUACUGAGGCAUUUAUAUUAUUUAACUCAUCUCAACACUACACAUACUUACUCUUUGGAUUUACAAUUUACAGAAAAAAAAAAUCUUUAAAAAAAAACAACAACAAAAAAAAAAACUGUCUAUAGUAUAUUUCUGUAGCAACUGUAUCACCAUUAACAGGUUUUAUUUAGUUUUUUUUUGUUUGUUUUUUUGUUUGUUUGUUUUUUUUUUUGGACAAAAAAAAAAGAGGCGAAAGCUCCAUUUUCCAAGGGCUACACUACGUAAAAUCUGAAAAGUGUGUCUAAUUGGUGUGUAUCAAACCACAACGCAGCGUGCACUGGCUUUUACCCUCGUUUAAAUGAACAGAACAAUCAAAGCUGAACUGAUAUGCAAGCCCUUCUUAUUUUCAAAAACGAAACUAACGAGAAUGUUUUUGUAGUCUUUGGGUACAGAUGAGGGACGAAGUAAUUACAUCCCUAGCGUAGCGCUUUGAAAAAAAAAAAAAAAAAAGAACUGACUAAUGUGAUGAAUGGGGAAGAAAAAAAAAAAAGAAAUGAAAAGAAAAGAAAAAAAAAAGCACAGAAGGCCUUUGUUUUUAUGAUCUUGAGGUAAACGAGAUGCUCACUUCACCGCUCUGGGAACCGAGUUUCUAUUUCACUUCACAGACGACGCGAAUGCUGAACGAUCCGUGAGACCAUCCGAGCAGAAUCGAGUCGUGUUUAGCCGACUACGUUGUUGAGAUUUAUUUAUUUACUCGUUUUUAAAAUACACUUUUGAAAUCUCUUCAUCAGCCAUUCUUUUAUUCUCUGUACAAUCUUUUGCUCCAGAUAUCUCCAAAAGGCUGUCUCGUGGCAAGCCAGACAGAAAGACUAUUAGGGGGGGAAAUGUGCAUCUCCAGUAAAAUAGACUGAACAUUUUAUAAUGUGCUCCUUCGGAGUAUAAUCAGUCCCUCCAGGAGUUUUGUGAUCGCGGGAAUUACGGCGAAAUCGUCCGAACGGCACUAUAUUCGGAGGAUCUUGCAAUUUUUUUUCAAAAUUACUGCAGAUUUUCUGCAGAUUUGAGCCCAGACGCGUCAAAAAUGCAGCAAAACCCUGUACAGACAGUGAAAUGAAUCUCUUAUCCACUGUCUUAUCCACUCUGUAGUGUGUCUGUGAUUACCAAAGACAGGAAUGUCAAUGGUGAAUGAAUAAAUGAAUAAAUUAAGGUUAGUCAAGACUCACUCGUGAUGGAAGUCUAAAGGCUGUUGUUGUGGCGUUAAUUAGCUUUAAAGUUUAUGAAAAACAUAUAUUUGUAGAACACUUCCAGAAUUUUUUCCCCCCCUCAAGCCUCAAGUCACUGAAUCAUUUGUUCUUUUCUUUGGGGAGAGAUUAGUUUUACUUCAAGAGUCAGCGGUUUUCACGCUGCUGUAUACGAAUACCGCAGAACCUUUUUGGGAACGCGAACGUAACACAAAUAACGUUGUAAUAUUUCGCUCCGAUAUCGGAAAGGUGUGGGGGGGUUGGGGCGUGGGGGGACUACACCCAAACCCCAAUAAGUGGAAAAUAAUGCUUUAAGGGAAACUGUAUCUCUACUAAAUUUACCUAAAGCACAAGACUAUUUCCUGUUAUUUUCAACUGUAUUGCGCUCCAAACACAACCAACACCCCUAAAAACUCUCCAUGCCUUACUACAAUUAUUCUCGAUUUUUAUUUUUAAAUUUUAUUUUUUAAAAAAUAUUAUAUGAUACAAUUACUGGUACUUAUUUAACAGAACUGCUGAAUUUUUUUUAAUUUACAGGAGUGAAAAAAAAAAACAGAAACCAUCACAGAAAUUCUAAUGGUUUCCACUACAAAUACCAUUACAAACCAUCAGCUGUUAACUAUUAAAACCAUUACCAUUAUUGGUCCUUAACGGUAUCCACUAGACAUAACAUGCCGCCAAUAGAAGGCAACAGAUUACCAGUAGAGACCCACAGGGAGCGUUACAGAUUCCAUUAAAACCAAUACAAUUCCCCUUAUAACCAUUAAAACCAUUACAAAUUCUAUGAGGGUUUCUAUUGUUUUGUUUGGUUCUUCAGCAGGGAGGUAAUCACAUAUAUGCUACAGAUUUUUAAAAAAAAACAACAACAACAACAACAUUUCGUAUAAUUCGCUGACGAAAAAGAAAUUGAUCAGUGAUUGGCUCUGCGUAAUCGAUGUGACGUAAGCCCCGCCCACCAUUUUCAGCGCCCAAUCAGAACGACCAGAGUGGUUUUUUUUUGUUUUUUUUUAAACCAUAUAUCAUAAUCUAUUCACAAUACAGAUAGCUAUUAAACCAGCUCCCUUACAAUUAAAUGAACAGUUUUUUAGGUUAACAACAACAACAACAACAACAACAACAACAAUACAUAAAAGAAGCAUUACAUGUGUGUACUUACAUUAAAAAAAAACAAAAGUCUCCUUGGUUCUAACACGGUGCUUUUAUUAUUCAAUAAAAACACUAGGUGUAAGAUUCUCAGUAGCUGCACAUGUUCACUUUGCUUUAGAAGAAGACGAACAGCUCAUUUCACACGCAUACAGUACAGCUUGCAUACGGUAAACACUAGCAUCACUAAACGGCACUACAAGCUACAUUAGCCUCCGGCUCCGGGCGUAUACACACGUAACCCGGUCACACUGCAGAAAUAAUGUUGCACAUACAGUAUACUCCUAUUUUCCACAUUUACGUUGCUGUACAGAGGACGAGUCCUUUCAUAUCCGCUUAUAAUUAGUCCUCUUGGGUCUUGGGGGAAAUCCUACUGUUUAAUGCUUAAUAAAACUGUGGAGGUGAAACAGUGAUGCUACUGAUGGAAGUGAGAGGAAGAAGAAGAAGAAGAAAAUAAAUAAAAGCUUGAGUUUGUUCUGUAAUGCUGUAAUGUAAGAUAGCGUAAGACAGAGGAGACGGAUGGCGUUCCCAACCGGAUUUACACAAACAGCUCUACAGAUAUCACUGAAAUACACACCGAUGCUAAUAUUAAUGAUGAUGAUGAUUAUUCAUUCCUUAGUAAAAUCAUUGUUGUUUAUUAUUAUUAUUAUUAUUACGUGUGUUUUUUCAGCGAUAUAUUUGGAGACAUGUUUGAGUGGCUCGUCUCCUUCUGUGCCUCUGAUUUGCACAGCAGAGAUAAUGUGACGUCCGAGAGGAUCGGUGUGUGUCCAGUUUGUUUAAGUCACAUGACUUGUGGGGAGGGUGAGAUGGGAUAAGGCACUUUUCUUCACAUUGCCCUGUGUGUGUGUGUGUGUGUGUGUGUGUGUGUGUUACAUUGUUAGUUUACAUGCUCAUUGUUGAAGUGUAUAAUGAUGAUAAAGUGGGAAUAUAGAGAAGCCCGGACGUUUCUUUAGACCCAGUCAGUCCCGUGUCGCUUUAACGUGUACAUACACUGCUACUGCGCUGAUGAACGUAAGAAAGCGUGUAAAGGACCUGAAAAUAAGUUGUCAAAUAUUUUCUCCUUUUCUUUUCUCCUUUGUUUUGUUUUGUUUUGUUUUUUUUUUAAAAAAAAAAAAAAAACAACAACAACAACAAAAAACAAAAAAACAACAACGUUUGCUCCCUGUUUUUUUUUUUUCUGAUUUCUUUUUUUUAUAUAUAUAUAUAUAUAUAUAUAAGUACAUAAAUAUAUAUGAAUAUAUGUAAAUGAGAAUAAAUGUUGAAAGGUUCAUGGGAUGUAUGGCAAAGUAUUUUUGAGAGAAAUCUAUUUUGCUGGUUUUAAAAAAAAAAAAAGAAAAAAAGAAAAAGAAAAGAAAAUAGUACUUUGUCUACGAAGACUAUACGAGAUCUUUUUUUUUUUUUUUUUUUUUGUAAAGUGAAUUGUUUAUGCAUGCUUUUUGAAGACGUUUACAGUGUAUUUAAGAAGGGAAACUGUGCCUUUUUAAUCUUGCGUGAGUUACCAUUUUACAGUAUCUAUCUAUUGUAAAUAAAUCAGUGCGUUAUUAUGUUGCUUUGUAUGGAACAUUUCUACUUUAACCAUUUGUUGGGUGUUGGGAAAAAAAAAAAAAAUGUUAGUGACCCCUUUUCAUUUUGAAUUUUUAUGUUGUCGCCCGUUGUGUGUGUGUGUGUGUGUGUGUGUGUGGAUGAAUUCAGCUCAGUACCCCUGUAAGUAUGAGUGAUAUGAAUGUACUGUAUGUACGUGUGAGCUACUUUUACGAUCUGAAUGUGAGAUUGAGUAACCUUCCUCCUCCCCCCCCCCCCGCUGUUUUUCUUCCCUUUGCUUUGCUAUGUGAAGGGAUUCGAACCCGGUGCUGGUGCGUACAGCACGCCAAAUUAAAGAAAUAACAAUCGCCAAACAUGAUGCCAAACUACGUCAUGCUUUCGGUUGCCGCAAAUCACUCUGUCAUCCAGCGUUCAUCCGUUUUAGAACAACCACAUGCUUAGUAAUGCUUCCUCGAAUUUAGAUUAGGUCAGAAAGAAAGAAAAAGAAAGAAAGAAAGAAAAAGGAAAUACACACGUUGUGAGAUUGUAGAAAUCCUCGCGUUGUCUGUUCACACCACAGGAAAGCAUUUAAAGACUUAAAGACAAGGGAGUUAAGAUACAGAAUAUAAAAUUAAAACAGAGCGACAGAGAUGAAUUACGACAACCUCAAGAGAUGAAAUUCCGUCGUGGUGCUGACAACACACACACACACACACACACACACACACACACACACACACACUCAUACUGUUUGGGACUCAGAACCAUCCAGAAUGUUAUGAUCUUUCUUCUGUUUCAUUUGAGAUUUUUCUUCAUCUCGCACAGAGGUAGCGCUUAACUGUUUUGUAUAUUUUUCUCUCUUUUUUUUUUGACUAUAAUAUUGAUACUAUGCAUUUGUAUAAAGGCAUUUCCGCGUCUUUCUGCGACGUAAGGGCAACGUGUGUUUCCUGUCUCAGACCACCAUGUUAAACACACACAGCUUCUUCUUCUUCUUCUUCUUCUUCUUCUUCUUCUUCUUCUUCUUCAUGUCUCUGUGCAGGACUGUUAAUGAAGAACAGUCAAAAAGCUCCCUUUUUUUAUUUAUUUAUAUAAUUUUUUUUUGUCCAGUGUGUCAGAUGUUAAUUUUGGGGAAAAAAAAAAAAACUAAUGCUGGAUGAUGAGUCCAGCUCCUAGAGACAAAGCCAUAUCUCCUCCUCCUCCUCCUCCUCCUCCUCCUGUUUGAGAUGAAAACCCAUUUCCUGUUCAUAUUGGACUUUCUUUUUUUCUGACAGACUUUUUAAUUCUAAUACUUUGUACACUACCGGUUAGCGAAACUCACUCGACCGUACGGAAAUAUUCAACAUCAGCAAACGACAGAUGCAACUAGUUCCUCUAAACUGUAUAUCUUGAUUCAGAUAUUGCCAUAACUGUGUUUGGAGAAAUAUUGAGGGAUUCCAAUAAAUCCACUAACACCUG
Ictalurus furcatus (blue catfish) is the source of this 9931-nucleotide messenger RNA. It is a transcript of the gene nr3c2, whose product is annotated as nuclear receptor subfamily 3, group C, member 2. Gene Ontology annotation, biological process: regulation of DNA-templated transcription. The record is from RefSeq and is a predicted model, not a curated record. Gene Ontology annotation, molecular function: sequence-specific DNA binding; DNA-binding transcription factor activity; zinc ion binding. Bases 1184 to 4156 code for a protein of 990 amino acids. Lineage: Eukaryota; Metazoa; Chordata; Actinopteri; Siluriformes; Ictaluridae. The transcript is spliced from 9 exons.